Striga hermonthica is the source of this 678-nucleotide messenger RNA. The record is from the annotation of a GenBank genome assembly. NCBI's taxonomy places the organism in Eukaryota, Viridiplantae, Streptophyta, Magnoliopsida, Lamiales, Orobanchaceae.
AUGUCUGCAAUAUAUGACAACUGGGAAAGAUUGGUUGCAGCUGUUUCUAAAAAACAGCAGCUUUGGCAGCUUUUUCACGAUAGCUCGAGGAGCCCGAGCGUACUUUCGGAGGCUUCGGAUUUCGGUUCCAGCUUCGAUUCGAGUCCCGGUCAGGCGUUGGACCUUUCGAGAUCCGAAAGCUCAUCAAGGCCAAGUCGAGUGCCCCCUAAGCUCGUUCUUUUUUCGGAUUUUAAUCCAGCUGUCGAUGAUGCCGAAGGUUCAAGCCCGGCCUCUGCUCGGUUUCUUGGCAGGGGAAGCUUUGGGGCUGCGUAUGCUGUUCAAAUGGAUCGUGGGCCGACGAUAGUGUUGAAGAGGCUCACGUCAACGAGUUUUUCGGAUGACGAAUUCGAACGCCACAUGGAUGUUAUUGGAAAUGUGAGGCAUGAGAACGUUGCCCCACUAAGGGCUUACUAUUCUGUCCGGGGCGAAAGGUUCUUGCUGUAUGAUUAUUAUAGUACAAGGAAUGUGUAUCAGUUGCUUCAUGAUAAGUGGGACUUUGAUACUUCGAGCGUUUUAGCAUUGAAAAACGGUAUGUUCUGGCCUGUCGGGUCAUUUUGCUUCAGUCGAUAUGAUAUGCAUUUUCUCUGUUCAUUUAAGGGUAAUCUUAGGAGUUCGUCUCAUCCUUGGGUACAAGCUUGA